Messenger RNA from Pungitius pungitius (ninespine stickleback), 2574 nucleotides. RefSeq names its product glutaminase 2b (liver, mitochondrial) (gene gls2b). Lineage: Eukaryota; Metazoa; Chordata; Actinopteri; Perciformes; Gasterosteidae. The transcript has 18 exons. The record is from RefSeq and is a predicted model, not a curated record. Gene Ontology annotation, biological process: L-glutamine catabolic process. Gene Ontology annotation, molecular function: glutaminase activity; protein binding. The coding region runs from base 283 to 2058 and encodes 591 amino acids.
UAUGAAUAACCCAGAUCUCAAGUAAGUAUUAAUAAUUCUUCAAUAUGUAGUUAAAACUUACAGCUGGUAAAUGUCUGGCAAAUGGGAUGAAUUCAAUAUUCAAGUUCGGUACCAUUACAACUAGAGAAACUACAAGCUGCUUAGCAAAUACAAAGCAUUCAACAGUUGAGGGCUGGAAAGCACCGACCUCCGGACGAGCCGUGAAGGCAGCACAGGUUCAGCGGCUGUCAGUGACCCGGCGACCAGCUGCUCCGAGGCCCCCCCGCGGCUUCCAGUGCAGCGAUGCACCGCCUCACAGCGCUGCGUCGGCCCGGCUCCGCGCGGCUCUUCGUGCGACGCGAACCCGCCGCGAGGACGCUGCUCGCCCCGCAGGCGGCUCGCCGCCUAACCGCCAAGGCCCCGGGACCGGCGCACAGACCGGCCCUCCCCCGGAAAACGAAUGUUCCCUCAAAGUCCCCCAGCUCUGGAGUGGAGGACCUCCUCUUCUACACCAUUACAGAGGGAAAAGAACAAGUCCCCAUUUCAUACUUUACCUCAGCCCUGAAGAAAACCGGCCUUCAUCCCUCGGACCCUCGCCUGAAGGACUGCAUGGAGGAGCUCCGACAGGCCGCCAUGGACUCUGUUGGAGAGGCGCUGAUGGGCCGAGACCUUUUCCACAGGUGCGUUGGAGGAAACAUCGUCUUGCUGAUCCAGGCCUUCAGAAAGAAGUUCAUCAUCCCAGAGUUUGACGUCUUUGCACAAAAAAUAAAUGACAUCUACAACACGGUCCAAAACCAAAGGGAUGGACGGGUGGCCGACUACAUCCCACAGCUGGCCAAGUUCAGCCCGGACCUGUGGGGGGUGUCCUUGUGUACGGUGGAUGGACAGAGACACUCGGUAGGCGACACCAAGCAGCCCUUCUGCCUGCAGUCCUGUGUGAAGCCGCUGCAGUACGCCAUCGCCGUCCACGAGGCGGGCACCGAGCAGGUCCACCGCUACGUCGGCAUGGAGCCCAGUGGACUCAAGUUCAACAUGCUCUCGCUCGACGAUGAAGAUAAGCCUCACAACCCCAUGGUGAACGCUGGAGCCAUCGUGAUCAGCUCCCUCAUCAAGCCUCGUUCAAACAAGGCAGAGAAGUUUGACUACGUGAUGGAGUUUGUGAAGAAGAUGGCCGGCCAGGAGUACGUGGGCUUCAGCAACGCCAUGUUCCAGUCGGAAAAAGAAACGGGCAACAGGAAUUUUGCCAUCGGAUACUACAUGAAAGAGAAGAAGUGUUUCCCGCUCGGAGCCGAUAUGAUCGACUCGCUGGACUUCUACUUCCAGCUCUGCUCCAUCGAGGUGACCUGCGAAUCAGGAAGCAUCAUGGCCGCCACUCUGGCCAACGGGGGGAUCUGUCCAAUCACAGGCGAGCGCGUCCUGAGUGCCGAGUCGGUGCGAAACACACUGAGUCUGAUGCACUCAUGUGGCAUGUACGACUUCUCUGGUCAGAUGGCCUUUCACGUGGGCCUGCCCGCCAAGUCCGGGGUGUCAGGUGCGAUCCUGCUGGUGAUCCCCAACGUCAUGGGAGUGAUGUGUUGGUCUCCUCCUCUGGACCGAGUCGGGAACAGCGUCCGGGGGAUUCACUUCUGUCAGGAGCUCGUGUCCCUCUUCAACUUCCACAACUAUGACAACCUGAGACACUUUGUGAAGAAGCUGGAUCCUCGCAGACCGGAUGGAGACGACCGGAACAAGUCUGUCUUUAAUCUGAUGUUCGCGGCCUACAGCGGGGACGUGUCUGCUCUGAGAAGGUUUGCUCUCUCAUCCAUGGACAUGCAGCUGAAGGACUACGACUCUCGAACGGCGCUCCACAUCUCUGCAGCAGAGGGUCACAUCGAAGUGGUGAAGUUCCUUACUGAAGUCUGCAAAGUGGAUCCGUUUGUAGAAGACAGGUGGGGGAACCUGCCGAUGGAUGACGCCCUGCAGUUCGGACAUGAGGAGGUGGUGAAGGUGCUGAAGGACUACCAGCAGGUCUACAGGCAACACGAAGGCCAGCGCACCGAGGCCUCCCCGAUUAUGGACACCAUCGAGGUCAUAGUGUGAUGUAACGUGUGUUUGUGUGUGUGUGUGUGUGUGUGUGUGUGUGUGAGACUGGUACCAUGUGGCAGAACACAGACCCUGCGCUUCAAUAGUUGAAAAGGGAUUUUAUGGAUAUUUAUAUUCGCUUGUGUUAAAACAUGGAGGGUGAGCGGUGAGCUGCGAGGUCAGCGGGUGGAACCCCAGCUGCUCCGUGUCCCGUGUCAAAGUGUCCCGUGUCAAAGUGUCCCGUGUCAGUGUCCCCGAGCAAGACACCCAACCCCCAACUGCCCCCCGAGCAAGAUGUAAAAACCAUGUGUUAAAAAUGCAAGUCACUAAAUGAGAUGUCAUGUUAAAAGAAGGAUUUGUAAUGAUCCCAUUAAACACAAUGUUUUAUAUUUUGCUUUCAUUAUGUUGUAAAUAAGUGCAUUGGAUUCCUAAUAAUACAUUAUUAUAAACUGUGUCUAAAGACCUUUCUAAGGUUCGUUUGACACUAAAAACACCCAUUAAAAUACAUCCAUUGGUAAAUAUUGCGUUAUUGAG